This is a messenger RNA of Manis javanica (Malayan pangolin), 1556 nucleotides long. It is a transcript of the gene MTCH2, whose product is annotated as mitochondrial carrier 2. Gene Ontology annotation, cellular component: mitochondrion; membrane. The record is from RefSeq and is a predicted model, not a curated record. NCBI's taxonomy places the organism in Eukaryota, Metazoa, Chordata, Mammalia, Pholidota, Manidae. Gene Ontology annotation, biological process: positive regulation of apoptotic process.
GGGAGGCGCGCGCCGCGGGCGGGCCAGCGGAGCCGCGGCCCUGGCACGUGAUCCGGAGCGUCUAGGUCGCUUGGUGGCUCAAUCUGUCGGUCGGCGAGUGCCGUCAUGGCGGACGCGGCCAGUCAGGUCAUCCUGGGCUCCGGACUCACCAUCCUGUCCCAGCCUCUCAUGUAUGUGAAGGUGCUCAUCCAGGUGGGGUAUGAGCCUCUUCCUCCAAACAUAGGACGAAAUAUUUUUGGGCGGCAAGUAUGUCAGCUUCCUGGUCUCUUUUGCUAUGCUCGGCACAUUGCAAGCAUUGAUGGGAAGCGUGGGUUGUUCAGAGGGUUAACUCCAAGACUGUGUUCGGGAGUCCUUGGAACUGUGGUCCAUGGGAAAGUUCUACAGCAUUACCAGGAGUGUGACAAGGUUGAGGAGAAGGGACAAGCAGUCAGUUUCCCUUUCAUCUCCGAGUUAGGACCUGGAAUUGUACAGAAAGAAGCCUCAUCUUCCUUUGACCGCGUUAUCAAGGAGACAACUCAAGAGAUGAUGGCUCGUUCUGCUGCUGCCCUCAUCACACAUCCCUUCCACGUGAUCACUCUGAGAUCUAUGGUGCAAUUCAUUGGUAGGGAAUCCAAGUACUGUGGGCUUUUUGACUCCAUAGUAACCAUCUAUCAGGAAGAGGGCAUCCUAGGAUUUUUUGCGGGUCUUAUUCCUCGCCUCCUAGGUGACAUCAUUUCUCUGUGGCUCUGUAAUUCACUGGCCUACCUCGUCAAUACCUAUGCACUGGACAGUGGGGUUUCCACCAUGAAUGAAAUGAAGAGUUAUUCCCAAGCUGUCACUGGAUUUUUUGCCAGUAUGUUGACAUAUCCCUUUGUGCUUGUGUCUAAUCUUAUGGCUGUCAACAACUGUGGGCUUGCUGGUGGGUCCCCUCCUUAUUCCCCAAUAUAUACAUCUUGGGUAGAUUGCUGGUGCAUGCUACAAAAAGAGAAGGUGACUAGUUCGUUUUCAUUCCUAAUGAUGCUCUUGGAAAGUCUCCUUGUAACUUCAUACCUGAUAAUGCAGACUGAAGUCAACACAGGAUUCUUACAGUGGUUGACCACCCCACAUGUUACCCCCUCAGGCAUGUUAACAUAUACAGGAGAGGAAAAAAAUCACGUGAAAGAAGUAAAUUUCAACUCAAGCAUAAAGCUUCUAUUUACUCAGGCCUUUUGAAAGCUGGUUAAUAUGCUCUAAAUGGGAAAGGAUAUGGUUUCACUUGUUUAAGUAAUCCGUUGGGAUGUUGCCAAAUGAAUAAGCACUUAAUUUGCUGCUUCUCAGACUUCUCUGUUACAGCCACAGCACCCGUAACAGAGUGAGCCUAAUCAAUCUCCUUGCUCCCCCAGGGUUAAGGAAUACAGCCUUAAGGUCAUGGGUAGCUUACCUUGAAAUCAUCUUUGGUGUCUCUUACUUUGUCUCAAAAAGUAAUGUAAAUUUUGUAUUCUAUUCAAUAUUAUCUGUAUUUGUUUUAAUAUAAAAUGUUUUGCAUUACCUACCUUUUUCCCAAAAAUUUUCAAGUAAAGAUCUAGGAAAAUGCCCAA